Molecule: messenger RNA, 1011 nt
Organism: Dermatophagoides pteronyssinus (European house dust mite)
Lineage: Eukaryota; Metazoa; Arthropoda; Arachnida; Sarcoptiformes; Pyroglyphidae
Product: cell adhesion molecule Dscam1-like
Biological process (GO): synapse assembly; homophilic cell-cell adhesion
Cellular component (GO): synapse
Molecular function (GO): protein binding
Source: RefSeq, a predicted model, not a curated record
AGUCUAUUUCGGUUGUGUAAAAUAUUCUUAGAAAUAUUUGUUUGAAAAAUGUUUAUCUUGACAUUUUGUUUGUUCAUUUUUACCAAAUCUGUUUAUUCUGGUGUUGCACCAAAAUUGACCAGAUUUAAUCCAGAAAUCAUUCAACCUAUAGAUUCAUCUUUGGUUUUGAAUUGUGCAGCAUAUCUGGGUAGUCAUCCAUUAAGAUUUCAAUGGUUCAAAAAUGGUUUAAUCAUUGAUAAUCAAUCGAAUCGAUAUCAAAUCGAUACGAAAUCUGAUUUUUCUUUUCUUCGAAUUUCCGAUAUACAACUAAAUGACUCGGGAAAUUAUUCUUGUUCCGUUAUCAAUGAAAAUGGUUUGGAUCAACAAUGGUCAUCGCUUCAAGUUCAAGGUUUGAUGAUUAAUGAAUCGCCUGUUCUUGUUAAACUCUAUUCACAAAAUAAUCAUGAACAAACAAAAGGAUCAGAUCUUGUUUUAACAUGCAACGUUGCUAAAGGCAGUAAACCUUUUCGAUUUCAAUGGUUCCUGAAUGGUGUUGAAAUAACCGGUAGUUCACGAUCAUCGAUUGAAACUAAAGAUAUUUUUUCCCUGUAUACAUUAAGAAAUAUCGAUUCGAAUGAUAUGGGAAAUUAUUCCUGUGUUGUUAGUAAUAAAUUUGGUUUCGAUAAACUUUGGAUACAAUUAACUGUUACAGGUUUGCAAAAAUUUUAUAUUUUUUCUAAACCUAUUUUGAAUGAAUUUCCCAUAUCGGAAAUUCGACUUUCAAUAAACGCAUCAUAUAUAUUAUCAUGUACAAUUUCAUCUGGAUCUACACCAAUAUUUUUUGAAUGGUUUAAAGAUGAUCACAAGAAAUUAUCAUCAUCUGAAUAUAAAAUUGAUAACUAUGCUACAAUGUCAUCACUUGUAUUCGAAAGUUUAAAUCGAAAUGAUACCGGUAGCUAUACCUGUAAUACUAAAAAUGUUUAUGGUUCGGAUUCAAUUACAACCAAACUUAUUAUACAAGGUUUGAUUUAA